This is a messenger RNA of Lodderomyces beijingensis, 1557 nucleotides long. Lineage: Eukaryota; Fungi; Ascomycota; Pichiomycetes; Serinales; Debaryomycetaceae. The record is from the annotation of a GenBank genome assembly.
AUGGUUCAGUCCUUAGUGGUGCUACUUGCCGCUACUUUCUUUGUCUACACCGUUGUGCGGUUCGCGCAGCGUCGCCAGCUUGUCCAGAAAUACAACUGUGAGCCCAUUUCAGUAUGGAAAACUCUGGAUUGGGUAUCCUACUUUGGGUUGGACGUGGUUUUGCACAGGCAACAGCUCCAGAAAGAGGGCCGAAUGAAUUACCAGCUCUGGGAACGGUUUCAAAAGGUGAAAUCGUCGACGUUUAAGCAGUCCACAGUGUUCAGAUACGAUAUCAUGACCACCGAGCCCGAGAAUCUCCGGCACAUGCAGAGUUCGGCAGCUUUCCUGAGCUGGAGCAAUGGGUCUCGACCCAAGGCGCUCUAUCCUUUGCUCGGCGAUGGCAUUUUUUCAAGUGAAGGCGCUACUUGGAAGCACAGCAGAAACAUGCUCCGGCCAUUUUUCAACAAGGAACACAUCAAGCACAUCACCUUGAUGGAGCCUUUUGCCCAAGACGUGAUCAAGUUGUGCGAGCAGCACGGCACAAACGGGUUGGACUUGCAGGAGGUUUUCCAGUCGUUCACCAUGGACUUUAGCACCAUGUUCUUGUUGGGCGAGAGCUGCGAUUCUUUGAAGGACGCCUUGGGGGAGGGAACCUCGAACCCGAUAAACAAGGAAUUGAAACGCAAGUUCCCCGCGGCAUUUGACGCGGCGCUGCUGGUGUUGAUGGUGCGACUUAUUGUCGGGGAGCUUUUCUUGUGGAUGAUCAACCCCAAACCGUUCCAAGACGCAAUCAAAGUCCAGCAUGAUUUUGUUAGGUACUAUAUCGACAAAGCGAUAGCCAUGGACCACGAAGAGCUCGAGAAAAAAAGCGACGAUGGUAGCUGCUUUUUGUAUGAGAUUGUCAAGCAUACAAAAAACCCAAAAAUCUUGCAAGAUGAAAUCAUGAGCAUCAUCUUGGCCGGGAGAAACACAACCAGCUCGCUUCUCUCGUUUCUAUUCCUCGAGCUCGCAAGAGAAGAGAACCAGCACAUUUGGAACAAGUUGAAACUGGUUGUUGGGCGCUGUUUCCCUUCGAUUGAAAGCAUCACUUAUGAAAGCAUGAGUGAAUGCACUUACUUAAGAUGGUGCCUAUUCGAGACUCUCAGGUUCAACCCCUCCGUGCCACUAUUGAGCAGGUCGGCCACCAGGGAUACCGUCUUGCCGCGGGGAGGAGGCAAAGACAACAAGUCGCCCGUCUUGGUGCACAAGGGCCAACGGGUGAUUUACUCGUUAUUUGCAGCCAACAGGAACCCCGAUUACUUCGGUGCCGACCCCCAUCUAUUCAACCCUGAGCGGUUUGCCACUUUACCGCGAAAUGGGGGCCAAGCAUUCAUGCCGUUUGGGGUGGGAUUGCGAUCAUGUCUCGGACAGCUGUUGGCAUUAGCCGAGGCGAGCUACCUCACAAUUAGACUAGUGAACCAUUUCGACUCGCUAGAAAAAGUCGGCGACGCGCAGUAUCCUCCUAGAUGCACAAGCUCGGGGACCCAAAGGCUCAUGGAUGGCUGCCACGUUAGAAUAUCGAAGCUCGUUCACGAUUGA